Molecule: messenger RNA, 1854 nt
Organism: Triticum turgidum subsp. durum (durum wheat)
Lineage: Eukaryota; Viridiplantae; Streptophyta; Magnoliopsida; Poales; Poaceae
Source: the annotation of a GenBank genome assembly
AUGUCGCGGCACGGCGUCUUGCCCGACCAAGAGGACAGGAUCGAUCUCUCGCCCGCCACACUUCUCCCCAAGGUGAGAGCUUACGAGAUGGCAGGAGGUGAGCACGCCAAAGGAUUAGCUGAGCUCAAGAUUGUGGAAGGGGCAAUCGGGAAUCUGAGCAGGGAGGCAUUGCCAGGGCCGGUGUAUGGGUUCCAGGAGGUAGGUCUGGCGGAAGCACUUCUGCACAACUUGGCGAGGUGUCAGUUCGAGACCCCGACUCCGUUGCAGUGCUACUCGAUCCCGAUGGUGCUGGCCGGCCGGGACCUGUUGGUUUGCGCGCACAAGGGGUCCGGGAAGACGACCGCCUUACUCAUCCCGGUGUUGAGUGGGCUGGUGACGGCGCCGGUAGCAGCAGCAAGAACAAAACCACGCGCGCUCUUGCUCGUGCCUACCGCCAGGCUUGCAAAACAGAUUGGUGCUGAUAUCAGGAAAUUCUCUUACCGAACUGGAAUAAGAGUUCAUUCAAAGAUGAAAGGGAAGAUGCAGAAAUGUCAGCUUGAAGCGAGCAUUGAUAUAGUUGUUUCUACACCCCUACGUCUUAUCAACAUGGUUAGAACCUCUCAAGUCUCCCUUGAGGCAGUAAAGUAUCUGGUCAUAUGCGAGCUUGGUUUGAUGCUGGAUAUGGGGUUUGAAAAAAUGUUAAGGAAGAUAGUUGAUGACAUGCAUAUUCCACCGAAAUCUGCCAGACAUACUUUACUUUCCAGUGGUACUUUCCAACCAGCAGUACAGAAACUGGCUUGGGAUUUCUUGUCAGAUUACUUAUUUAUCACCGAUGGGAGGUUGGAGUUCAGUAUUGGCCUAACUAAGCAGAAAAUUGAGCUUGCCUCUGAAGCAGAGAAAAGAGGCCUCCUGCUAAAUCUGUUACAGAAGCAAUCCGUCUCUUCUGCCGGCAUGAGCCAACUCAUAACAGUAGUUUUUGUCGAGACAAAAGGAAAGGCUGAUUCAUUGAAGAAUUGGCUAUGCAAUGAAGGUUUUCCUGCAACAGUGAUCUUUGCUGACAGUUCACAGCAGGCAUAUGCAGCCUCACCAGGCUUGGACGUUGCAAAUGUUGAUCAUUUGAUUAACUAUGAUCUUCCAAAGUCUGUUGAGGAAUAUGUUGAGAGGAUUAGAACAUUUGGGAGAGUUGGUUCUGCCACUUCCUUCUUCACUGAGUCCAACCGGUCCAUAGCAAAAGGCUUGCUGGAAUUGAUGAUUGAGGCAAAUGUAGAAGUGCCAGAUUGGCUGUUGGACUAUGCUAAUCCUGAUUAUACUUGUAGAUCUGUGGAAUUGGACUCAAAAGAUGAGGAGAAUGAUAAGUACAGAUAUGAUUUAGCUCGGUCUCUCGCCUCACGCAAGAUUGAUAACAUAUACGAUCUGGCAGGUGUUUGGGCUGAAUUAAAUUGCAGGAGAAAUAAGCAAAGCUUUGAUGAUAGUAGGAUCACGACAAUGUCUAAAGAUUGUUGUAUUGCAUUUACACAACAAGAAGAAUACAAGUUCCUCAAGUUCUAUUUCGUCAAGGUUACUCAGCAUUGUUAUAGCCCUGAAAGUUAUGGAAAAACCUAUUGGCAUUACAAUUUCAUUGCCAAGAUUAAGAGUAAAUCAGGAAUCUGGACUGAAGGUAUCUACUUUGCUGAAAGAAAAUUAGAAUGUGGUGUGGAGACAUUUUGUUGCUGUUUCCUGGAGCCGUCAGACAAUGGUGAGUGCUAUGGAUGUCAACAUGGGAAGGUGAAGGUUCGGCAUCCAACUAGAGGUGACUAUGAGAGAGGAACACCUGAUCAUGUUUGGCUUUCCGAUGGUGACUGUGAAAUUAGUGAUGAUGAUAUGGUGGACUUCUAA